CAUCCAGGGACAGCAGACCCUGUCAAAGUCAAAAAGUUAUUUUUCUAAAAUAAAAUAUUUAUAAAAUUCUUCCGAUAAGCCGUAAUCAUGGUCAUUAAAGUUUAUGUGAGCGGUAUUUCCGGAAACAAAGAGGUCAAAAAACGGCAACAAAGGGUACUGUUAAUCUUGGACUCGAAGAAUGUAACAUACGAGGUGAUAGACAUAGCUGAGCCCGGGGCCGAGGAGGCCAAAGAUUUCAUGCAAAAUAAGUCUACUAGCCCAGGAGCUACCAUAGGUGAUCCUAACCCUAGACAUGCUUUACCACCUCAAAUUUUCAAUGAUGAUGUAUACUGUGGCGAUUACGACAUGUUCGAUAUGGCAAACGAAGUCGACGAGAUGGAGUCGUUUUUGUCACUUGAGCCAAACUCUCUAAAAGAACGAAUUGCGAUAACGAACGAGGCUAAACUUAAAAAUGGCGAUCUUGCAAUCGACGCGAAAAUCGAAAAUGUCGCCAAAAUGGACGACGAAGCGGCCAAAGAAAACGAAGUGCCUAAUGAACAAGACAAGGGAAGUGAAAAGGGCGAAGUCGAAGCGAAAGAAGGAAGUGUCGAGAAGGAAGGUAGCGUAGAAAAGGAGGAAAGCAAAAAGGAAGGUAGCGUGGAAAAGGAAGGUAGCGUGGAGAAGGAAGGUAGCAUUGAGAAGGAAGGUAGUGUGGAAAAGGAAAGCAAAAAGGAAGGUAGUGUGGAUAAGGAGGAAAGCAAGAAGGAAGGAAGCGUGGAAAAGGAGGAAAGCGAAAAGGAAGGUAGCGUGGAAAAGGAGGAAAGCAAAAAAGAAGGUAGUGUGGAGAAGGAUGAAAAGGUGGAAGACCAAUCAGAGGCAAAGGAAGAGACUCGAGUCGAGAAAGAUGAAGAUGAAGACAGUGGUGCAGAGGAUGAUAAUGCAGAUGUCGAUGAAGAUGAAGAUAAGGAAAAAGACGAGAAAGAAGUAUUGGAAAAAGAAUCCUCUCCUGAAAAGUCUGAAUAAAAUCUAAAUAUAUGAAUAUAACGCACUGACAUAAGUUUUAAGAACUGAAACACCAAAUCAUACUGUUACUUUUUUGAAUGUUUUACCUUUGUAAUAAUAAGGAUUUCGUUACAUUUUAAAUAAUAUAUUUAUAUUACUUACUAACGUAAAGAUUAUGCUGAUUUGUAUGUUUUAUUAUUUUGGUUGCCUUUAAUUUAAAAAAAUGGGCAUUGUGAGUAUUUCUUUUCUAGUCUCAAUUAAUAAAAUUUAUUGCUAGUUAAAUGUAAAUGAUACUUCGGUUAUUUAAAAGUGUAACGACUAGUCGAAAAAAUAAUACUGAGUAUAUAUGACUUAUGGAGUAUUGAAAUGUUGAAACCGUACUAGUUUAUGUAUUUCUGUUGAAUACAGAUCACUUUGUAUGAGAAUCAGUAUUACGAUCAACUGUGUACAAUGAGAACAAAAGAUUUUUACUGCUCUCUGAUAAAUUCCUAAAUUUAUUUAUACUAAAAAAAGGGUUGUUUGAUUUUUUAACUUGGUGUUUCUUUUUUUGCCAAAAAUAAUAUUUAUUUUAUUUAUCUCCCUCCUAUUAUUAAUAAAAUCUCAUUACAUAUUAUUUAUUGCUACUGCCUUCUAAAACAUAAGUUACUAUAAAUAUAUGCUUCCUGAUCAAAAUAUUGUUGCAAUUUUAUACAAUAAACUGUUAAAACAUUUUGUUUUUUGUAAAUAUUUAUUGUACUUCUUUUAGGUCGUACCUAUAUCAUUAAAUUAUCUUUCCUUUUCAAUAUUUGUUUUAUUCAUAUAAUCGAACAGAAAAAAUAGCAAAUUCUAUGAAGAAGGGAAAAGAAAAGGGUUAAAUAAGCGAAACAUUACUGAAAACCAAGAAAGCUCCUUUUAUCUCGAAGAAAAAUUUAUUAUGGAAGCCUUUGUUCUUUUUUAUUUUUAUUUUCUAUGGUGUCUAUACAAAGCAUUUUAGGAAACUAGAUACACAAUGAAAAUAUUUAUUAGUCACAUUUUAUUUCGCUAUAUUGCUCGAAUUACGUAAUUAACAAUUUCCAAAGUAACUAUAUUCAGUUCUUGGAAAUGAACAAAACAAAGUAAUCUUGAGAUAAUACAACUAAAAACACAGAAACAAUAGUAUACAUAAAAAAUUAAUGAGUAUUUAAAAAUAACAUAACUAAAAUACACAAUUCCUAACAACAAUAAUAAAAUACAGCAGAUAUAUAAAAAAUUCUAUUUUUUCUGAAACAUACAUAAUCCCCUGGAUUCACCCAAAAAUCAAUAUACAAAAGACAUAGAUAUCAUCACAAUUACAUUCACAGUAGACAACUUACGAUACGAAAUGAAUUCAUUCCGUCAUUUCGAAGAACUUUGUGAUCACCUGUUUUACUGGUUUCAGUUCGCAAUCGUGUUCAAUAGGCUGGAUCGUUUCUCUCAAAUUCUUCCAUUCUCUCAUCUUAAACAUGUAGUAGAUCAUGUUCGAAGAAUCCACCAACUUCGUGUAGAUAUUUAUUAAACCUCUGUAGUCGUAUUCUAGACCACUAUACGUUUCACCAAACAACUUCAAGUUGAUGCUAAUAGAACGUAAAUAGAGCUUCUCAGCGUCUUUGUGGCGCUUCAUGUGGUAGUUGUAAAGGGAAGCUAAAUGUCCGAUACUAAGCCCGACCUACAAUAAAGAUAUAUAAAUAAUCAAAUUUUAUUAAUGUAGGUGAAAUAUUACCUCGUAAUCGUUCUCGCCCAGCAACUCUUCUUUGAUAGCAAUAGCCUUUAGGUGCAUCUUUUCGGCGUCUUCGUACAUUUUCAUACUUUGAAAAAGCCUUCCUAAAUUUCCAUAAUGCUUCGCAGUUUGAACGUUUUUCUCUCCAAAGGCUUUAAAGCACAAAUUUAGCGCAGCGUUGUGUAACGUGUGGGCUUCGUUAAAGUACUGAGAUUGCAAACUAGAAUUGUUUCUUUCAUCUAGGGCUAUUUCUUCGAGAAUCAGGGCUUUUACUCGCUUAACAGAAGCCAAAAGAUGAUGGUCUUCGGGAAGAAUUCGUUCCAUAAUUCUGACGGAUCGUUCAACAUGCUCUCUGAAAAUACAUUAAAAAAAUAACAUUGUUAAAUAUUAUGAUAAAAGCAAAUUUCUUACCUGGCUUCAUAGAAUCUUCCUGAACUGUACUCGUAGACGUACAAGGCGUAUGCUAAAUCUUCGUGGCCCAAAGCCACUCGGAUAUUAUUUUUUUGAAAUACCUCUUUUCUAAUCAGCAAAGCCUUCUCAUACACUUUAACACUCUCUUGUAUCGAAUCGAAAUUCAACAGAUAAAAUCCAUAAUCCAACAACGUGUCUGAAUAGUGAGGAUGAUUAUCUACUUUGUACAAUUCCGAUGCCAUAUUGACAGCUUGAGAGAUCAAUAAACCAGCCGGUGUAAAUUUCCUUUUAACCACACAUGACUUAGAUGCCUGCCGCAGAACUUCGAUCACUAUU
Molecule: messenger RNA, 3442 nt
Organism: Phyllotreta striolata
Lineage: Eukaryota; Metazoa; Arthropoda; Insecta; Coleoptera; Chrysomelidae
Source: the annotation of a GenBank genome assembly